Messenger RNA from Fraxinus pennsylvanica, 1494 nucleotides. Lineage: Eukaryota; Viridiplantae; Streptophyta; Magnoliopsida; Lamiales; Oleaceae. The record is from the annotation of a GenBank genome assembly.
AUGGCUUCUUCAGGUGGUAGCUUAUCUUUCUCAACUGAAUACAUGACUUCUUUCACUGAUCUUCUCGGUAACAAAGAAGACAUGAAUUUUGAGAAAUCUUCAUUCAAUUGGGGACUUUCUGAUAUUGAAAUUCCAAAGUACAAGUCAUUUCAACCUAAUUCUUUACCAAUAUCCCCUCUACCUCUAUCUCCUUCUUCAUAUCUUGCUGUUAAUUCUAGUUUCAGCCCUUCUGUGCUGCUCGACUCUCCUGUACUGUUUUCGUCGUCUAAUGUUCUUCCAUCUCUAACUGCUGGGACUUAUGCUGGUCUGGCCUCCGAGGAGAAGGGCAGAAAGUACUCCGAUUUUUCUUUCCAGUCCGACCCGAGACCUUCAUCAGAAGAACUUAAAGCUGGGGUGAAAUCUGAAUCAGCUCAAAUUCCAAGCUUUUCUCAAGAGAACAAUCAGAACAAUUCGAAUAUGCAGAUUAGUCAAAUGCAUAAUGCUCAACAACCGCAGUAUGUUAGGGAGCAGAAAAAAUCUGAUGAUGGAUACAAUUGGAGGAAGUAUGGACAGAAGCAAGUUAAGGGAAGUGAAAAUCCUCGUAGUUAUUACAAAUGCUCGUUUCCAAAUUGUCCUAUGAAGAAAAAGAUUGAGCAAAAUUUGGACGGACAUAUUACUGAAAUAGUAUAUAGGGGAAGUCAUAAUCAUCCCAAGCCUCAAUCGACACGAAGAUCAUCUUCCAGUUUGAUUCAAAAUAUUGCAUAUAAUAAUGCGGGAAUUUCGAAUCAAUCGUAUGAAAAUGCUCAGAUGGAGACUCUGACAACCUCCGAGAAUUCAUCGGUUUCUUUUGGCGAUGAUGAUUUUGAACAUGGAUCUGCCCCGAGUAACUCAAUAUACGACAAUGAAACUGAACCAGAAGCCAAGAGAUGGAAGGGCGGUGUUGAAUAUGAGGGCAUGCCAGCUCCAGGAAGUAGAACCGUUCGCGAACCUAGAGUAGUAGUUCAAACCACAAGCGAUAUCGAUAUUCUCGAUGACGGUUAUAGAUGGAGGAAAUAUGGACAGAAAGUGGUUAGGGGCAACCCAAAUCCUAGGAGCUACUACAAAUGCACAUAUAAUGGAUGUCCCGUUAGGAAACACGUAGAGAGAGCAUCCCAUGAUAUGAAGGCAGUGAUCACUACUUACGAAGGAAAACACAACCACGAUGUUCCUGCAGCACGAGGUAGCAGCAGCUACACUAGACCAUCUAUGAACGGCAACAAUGCACCCAUGGUCAUUAGGCCUUCAGCCAUGAACAGCCAUUCUAACGGACCCGACUCACUUCAAACAACCUGGCUGCCACAAACAAAGAACCAGGCACCAUAUAGCCUUCAGAAGUUGCAGGAUGCAGACAGUUUUGCCUUCUCAGGUUUCAGAAACGCGGCAGGAUCCUACACUAAUCAAAUGCAGCAGACAGACACUGUUCUCUCUAUGGCCAAGGAAGAGCCGAAAGAUGGCUUCUUUUCAACUCUUUUCUAA